Cokeromyces recurvatus is the source of this 1067-nucleotide messenger RNA. Its product is annotated as eukaryotic rRNA processing. NCBI's taxonomy places the organism in Eukaryota, Fungi, Mucoromycota, Mucoromycetes, Mucorales, Mucoraceae. The record is from RefSeq and is a predicted model, not a curated record. Bases 47 to 925 code for a protein of 292 amino acids. Gene Ontology annotation, biological process: ribosomal large subunit biogenesis; rRNA processing. The transcript has 4 exons. Gene Ontology annotation, cellular component: nucleolus; preribosome, large subunit precursor; nuclear periphery.
AUUUUACUUGUUUAUUUUAUUUUUUCUAUAAAUAUUCGACUUGAGAAUGGAGCCACAACAUAAAAAGAUUAAACUAGACAAUAACGAUUCCAAGAAUCCUACAAUAGAUCCUACUUUAACAACCAAUGUAUCAGCAAAAGAAGAAGAAAUAGAACCUCAAUGGAUUCGUUUAGAAGAUCUUGAUGAAGAUGACAUUGAUGAUGAAUUCGGUGAUAUGGUGAUUGUGCAAAAGCUUUUAGUGAAUAAUGAGCAAGCUUUAGAACGUAUUACAGAGGAUAUUGAAUUAAAAAAUUUACCUUGGAGCGAAACAUUAUCAUUAACAUCUAAAGAACCGCUCCAAGUAGCUGAUGUCUUUGACGAUCUUUUACGUGAACAAGCGUUUGAAAGACAAGCAUUAGAAGCAGUUUAUUUGGCUCGUGAAUUAGCAGUUAAAGAAGAAAAAGAGACGGGAAGAAAGAUAACCUUCUUCAAGCCGAAGGACUUUAUUGCACCCAUGUUGAAAGACGAUCAACAGAUGGAGGCUGUGCGACAAAAAUUAGUGGCAGAAGCUGAGGAUGGAAAUGAAGAAGCCUUACGUAGAUUGAACUUAUUUGAUAAAGAGCGUAAAAAGGCAAAAGCAAAUGAACGAGCCAAAAUAUUAAAAAGAAAGAAAAAGGAAGGUUCAGAAGUUACUCUUGAGGAUGAAUUUAAUUUAGAUUUAGAGGAAGCAGAAAGACUUGCUGCUGCUACAAAUGCUAAUACUCAGGAUAGAUUACCAAAGAAUUAUACCAGAGAUACAAAGGAUGCUAAAUAUUCUCUGGGUAAGAAAAAUAAAAAUUUACAAAACCCCUUGAAUCCUGCAAAGAAGGGCAUGUCUUUUGGUAAAAAGAGCAGCAUUAAACGACCAGGAAAGUCAAAGCGUCAAAAGAUGAGGGAUAGAUCUUAAUAAAAGAUAAUUCAUUGUAUUAUUAUUAUUAACUUAUAUACAUAAAAAAUAAAAUGGCAUGAAUUGCUAUCAUCAUGUAAUAAAAUUUUACCAAAAAUUGAUAAAAAGCAAUUCUUAUUAUUACGUGACUUUCAAAACGAAA